Messenger RNA from Colletotrichum paranaense, 363 nucleotides. RefSeq lists its product as uncharacterized. The record is from RefSeq and is a predicted model, not a curated record. Bases 1 to 363 code for a protein of 120 amino acids. The transcript has a single exon. NCBI's taxonomy places the organism in Eukaryota, Fungi, Ascomycota, Sordariomycetes, Glomerellales, Glomerellaceae.
AUGCGUUCUCCAUACCCAAAGAUGGUUGGGAGAGAAGAGGACAAAAAAGAGAGCGCGCUCGACCAGGAUAAAUCGACUCCUCAUUUCGACGCCAGCAUGGAGACGUCAUCGUCUGGAGGCGGUAUGCUUGCCAUUGGUCUUUUUGGCAGACCAGUUAACGACAUCUCCACUUGGAAACCAACCGAAUGGCUUUCUAGGUACUUAGACUGUAGACAUGGUGCCAUAGUACGAAGGCACAGAGGAUUUGGUGGGGUCAAGUCGGCAACAGCUCGUGUAAAUCCGUCCCUGGAGUUUCAUAGUACCGACAAAAGACGGCGAAAAGGCUGCGUGAUUUUUUUGGUGGAUUUGUGGCGCAUUUUUUGA